AUGUCAAAUCCUCCCUCUGAACCUGCGUCGCGCAGCUCGACACCGAACCCGGCAACGAACGCGCGCUUCACAUCCCAGAACGCGACCGCCGAAGACCUGCUCAAGUCACAGACCGUGGGCCUAGUCCAGCUCUCCGACUUCCGUAAGCGUCGCGCCGAAGCUCUCGAGCAGAAAGAACGGGAAGCGCAAGAGAGAUCAUUAGGAAGAGCUGGCACACCUGGGGGUUCUGGGGCCUCCACCCCAGUCAACGGUGCAUCGACGCCCCAACCAGCCAAAAAGAAGCGGAAGAACGUUGCCAAGGGCAAGCUGUCCUUCGGACUAGAGGAUGACGAGGAUGGGGGACAAGACACAUCAGCGACUGCAACGCCGCGCUCUGUUACUCCGGACGACCGACCCUCGAGUAGUGGCCAGUAUACUACGACAGGAGACGCCGGAACGCCUAGGAAGCGCAUGGGCCCCAACACCAGCGUCAGCUUCAUGCCCAAAGUCAUGACCAAAUCAGCACUGCUGCGUGAAGCACAGACAAGGGAACAGCUGCGGAAGGAGUUUCUUGUGAUGCAGGAGGCGGUCAAAGCGACUGAAAUCGCGAUACCAUUCGUCUUUUAUGACGGCACAAACGUACCUGGAGGCGUGUGCAAAGUCAAAAAGGGCGACCACGUCUGGCAAUACCUUGACAAAGCGAGGAAGGUGGGCGCACAGACAGGGGUCGGAGGUGGUGAGAAGAGUCAAAGAGAAUGGGCAAGAAUUGGUGUUGAUGACCUGAUGCUCGUUAGAGGUGAAAUCAUUAUACCACACCAUUACGAAUUUUACUAUUUUAUCGUAAACAAGACCGCCGGCUUCAACGGACCAAUAUUCAGCUAUUCCACCCAACCUACCGCAGCCACACCGCUUUCGACCGCGACAACUCCUGCAGAUACGUCAACAUACGAUCCGUUAGCUAGACCGGAGAAGACGGAUACCCCGUCAGCAACCGAUGCAGAGCUUGAAGGUUUCAAUGAAGAUGCCGCCAUAACCAAGGUCGUAGAUCGGCGAUGGUAUGAACAAAACAAGCACAUCUUUCCCGCCAGUAUCUGGGAAGAGUUUGAUCCUACCAAAGAUUACACCACGGGCAUUCGAAAAGAUACGGAGGGUAACGCGUUCUUUUUCUCGUGA
This is a messenger RNA of Coniosporium apollinis CBS 100218, 1152 nucleotides long. RefSeq lists its product as uncharacterized. The record is from RefSeq and is a predicted model, not a curated record. The transcript is spliced from 3 exons. Lineage: Eukaryota; Fungi; Ascomycota; Dothideomycetes. Gene Ontology annotation, cellular component: nucleus. The coding region runs from base 1 to 1152 and encodes 383 amino acids. Gene Ontology annotation, biological process: chromatin organization.